Molecule: messenger RNA, 5057 nt
Organism: Diprion similis
Lineage: Eukaryota; Metazoa; Arthropoda; Insecta; Hymenoptera; Diprionidae
Product: ataxin-2 homolog
Exons: 9
Coding region: 592-3177 (861 amino acids)
Biological process (GO): cytoplasmic stress granule assembly
Cellular component (GO): cytoplasmic stress granule
Molecular function (GO): RNA binding
Source: RefSeq, a predicted model, not a curated record
UCAGUCACCGGGAUCGGGCGAUCGGGCGACUUGCGCUGAGUUUUACCGUUUACCACAUGUUAAUUAAUUAAAAAUAGCGUUAUCAUUAUUAAAAUCGCUAAUCGAGGGCAUUUUCGUGAGCAGAUAAUCCUGGAUCUGCUGAAAUAUAAAUGAACGGGCUGCUGUAGGCAAGAUCCCAAGUUACGUCACGGCUUGUCGUGCAUUCGUGUAUCCUCCUGCAUUUCUCUGUCGCCUGUUUAUUCUUUAACACCUUGCACCACUGUAUUUGUCUCGUGCAGUAUAUGCACAUUAAACGUAACGUACACGGUGGCCGGUAUCAACUCUAGCUCAGCGAAUUUUACGCAUAAAGUAUAACCUAGAAGUUUUAUAUCGAAAUAUCGUCGACGCAACAGCCUGUUGUCAACCUCCCUUCGAUUCACCACGACGCGCAGGGUUCAACUUAGCUACUCCCUGGAGUCGUUCGUAUUUCGACGUCGAGGUGUGUACUAAAAAUUAGCCAAAAUUCCGGUCCCCGCAAGAAAACGAGAAGGCGCCCAGCACACAGGCGGCAGGAACCAAUCCACUGACGAAGAACCAUCGUCGGUUAACAGAAUGAAUAAUAAGAGAAAGAACCGUACAAACCCAACUAGGUCCCCGCGGGCUCGGGGCCCGCCUGAGAGAUCCAUCACUGCGGAAGGGGUAUACAACAAUGCUCACUUUAUGCAUGCCAUAACUAGCCAUGUCGGUAACAUUGUACAGGUUCAAACUCAGAAUGGCUCCGUGUAUGAAGGUGUAUUCCGAACAUUCUCCAGUCAGUUUGAUGUUGUUUUAGAAAUGGCACAUCGCAUUGAUGUUGGUGGAAAAAUUAUAGUAGACAGCGUAGUGGAGAAAUUGAUUUUUAAACCUCAAGAUAUUAUUACCAUGUCUGCUAAAGAUGUGGACUUGGAUUACGCAAUUAGGGAUACUUUCCAAACAGAUACUGCCAUUAGCAAAUUCAACGGCGUGGUAGGCGAAAAAGAGUUGGAACCCUGGGAAGCACCUUCUGCCAUAAAUGGAGAUGACUUAGAAUUAGAUGGGGCUGCGAAUGGAUGGGACGUUGAUGAAAUGUUUCGUAAAAAUGAACAAAUAUAUGGCGUGCAAUCAACAUUCGAACCGUCGCUGGCAGGUUAUACUCUCCAACUGCAACGCAAAGAUACCAAAGAAUUUAAGGACCAAGAACAGAAAGCAGCUGAGAUCGCUAAUGAAAUCGAAGCUCAACCAAACCAUAAAGCUCGAUUAGAUCUUGAAAACGGAGAUGAAGAGGAAAGAUUUGCACUUGUGGUCAGGCCCAACGAAGGCAAAUACGUACCACCCCCAAAGAGGAAAAAUGGAAACGCAGGAAAGCUCAUGCGUUCUACACCACCGCCCCCAUCGCCCGGGGCUGCAACUAGCAAAAAUGUAUAUACUCAACCACCGCCUACAGCCGUUGGUGUGAACAUUGCUCAAACAACAAACAUUCCAGUGGGAAUUCAAACGACCCACACUCAAGUUCCACAUCCGGUUCCUAUAAAUAUGGCCAUGCCACCUAGUAGAAUUGUUGUUACAUACAAUACUCCGCCACCAUUUGUACCACCUCCUACAACACAGACUUUACCACCAGUCGCUGCUGUGCAAGUGAUGCCACCAGCACAACCGCAGCCAUCCGUUGUGCCUGCCAUUCCUCAGCAAGUGGCUAUCACUCAGCAGCAGCAACAGCAGCAACAGCAGCAACAACAACAACAGCAACAGCAACAGCAGCAGCAGCAGCAGCCUUCAAAUAAGAUAAACUCAGAGAAACGUGACAGACCCGGAAGACAACAAGUUUAUCAGGCUGAUAAAGCUCCUCCGGCUCCAUUUCCACAACCUAAUAUUACCCUUUCACAUCCACAGCAUUCGCCACUGACACAACAGAACUCGGUUGAAGGUCAACGUUGCGAAAUACUGCAACAAAAAUCAGAACAUAGAAAGGUACCUACUCCUCGGGGAAGAGAAGAGCAUCACUCGGAGCUGAGGCAAUUUGCAACAGACUUUAAAUUGCCUGAACCCCCUGUCCAAGAGCCAUCGCCUCUUUCUAGGAAGCAACAUCAGCAGGAGCAAAUACAGCAACAACCAGCUCCAGCACAGCAUCAUCAACAAACUAAUCAGCAAUCGCACCCUCAAUCUCCUCAUCAGCAGCCGCAACAGCAACAGCAGCAACAACAUUCAUUACCACAUCCACAACAUCAACAACCAACAGAGGAAUCCAUUGUUACCAGUAAACCACCUCCGGGACCACAACCUGUGCGAUCAAAUAGUCCUCCUUCUGCUCCUCUGCAACAGCAAUCACCACAACAAAUCCAACAACAAACUACACCACCGACGCAACAACCAGAACCUGCAGUUGAAAAAAUCACUACAGCCUUUAAGAAAUCCACCUUAAAUCCAAACGCUAAAGAAUUCAAUCCAAAUGCAAAACCGUUUACACCUCGCUCGCCAAGUACUCCUACACCUAGCCGACCACAUACUCCACAAACUCCUCAGUAUACCGGUGCUACAAUGCAAACAGUCGUCAUGCCUGCAACAGCAUAUGUCAUGACUAGUCAACCUCCAACUGCAUUCACCCAGCAACAAGCUCAACCUGCCGCUAGAUUCCGGAAGGGUCAGUAUCUAGUCCCGAUGAUACCACAUCGUGGUCCAGAUAUUGCUUCACAGAUGCAAGUUGCAGCUGCCACUGGUCAACCGUUACUCGCACCAGCGCCGCUGCAUCCUCCAUUUCAAGUUCAAUACCCUGGUCAACCCGCUUAUCAACAAAUGGUGCGGAUGGUCCAAGCUCCUCCUCCACCCCCACAUAUGACGUCUCCGUAUCAUCAUCACCACGAGUCUUCGGGUCCUCAACCACAAGGAAUACAAUACAUGGGCCCACAUCCACAUCAUCCACAUGUAACGCAGCAACAGCCUAGCCAGACACCCUCGCCUGCUAAUCCUAAUCCUCCUCACACCCCUGGAGCUUACAAUCCUCCAGGCACACCACAGCCUGCCUAUCCUCAGCCUCCACCGCAAGGCCAUGCCCCAAGCUAUCCAAUUAUGUGCCCUUUGAUUCCACCUCACAUGAUACCCCCACAGCACAUGCAAUAUUUGCCUCCUCAGCCUCCGCCAGGAACUCAAACUACUAUACCUGUUAUUCUGCCUCACAAUCAGUAGUUUUGCAAAUACACAAACAGAGAAUCGUUAUUCUAAGAAAAAAUGUAAAGUGUUUUAAAUUUCAAGUUGCUUUCACAAUAGCGUUGGAUUCUCGCCUCCUGCUUGGCUGCCAAUGCAAGAAUUAACUUAUCGAAGCCACAGAGUCCCUAUGCGUACGUGCCAUUUGUAUUAUCUGUUAACAUUAUUGUAUUAAAUUUAAAAAGAAUUUCCUUCAAUCACUGUUGACAUUAAAAUAUAUCAGUAUGCCAGGCUCCACGUUAGUAAGGAACAUAUGUUUGUAUCCAUUUAUGCCUACACAAUUACUUGCUUUCAGUACUAGAGUUGAACAACAGAUGUUUUAGAGUUUGAAAGGUUACGGAACAGAUGAACCUAUCCACAAGAGUCUUAAACUUCGCCUUUCAUCGUUCAAAUAAGGAAUUUGCAAGAUGUCAAAUAGUUGUUUUUUCUUCUUUUUUUUUCAUAUAUAUAUAUAUAUAUAAUUUUCAAGAACUCUGUGGUAAUACGAAACUUGUCUCGUACUUGAAUGAUGAGAAACAAAUGCUGUUCUGAAGGUGGCUGAGAAAUAAGAACAUUUCUACAAAAGGCCCGUAACGCAUCCCUCUAUAUAACAUUGUCAUGCGUAUCAUGUGAGUUGUUGGAUAUUGUAUGGCAAUAAAUUAGUCAUUAUGUCCUAAAUAGAGUUACAUUUUUUAAGAUGUUUUAUGCACAGAUAGACAGGACUGACGUACGUGACAGUAAAGAUAACUUUAUCCGAAAUGGCAGAUGUUAAAAUCUAGAAUAGAGGCAAAAUUGGGAGUUUCUAGCCUUGUCAAUAAGCUUAAGUUGCACCAUCAUCAUCUUGGUAGAUCGAGGCUAAUUGAACAACGAUAUUAAUUCGAAAUAAUUAAAAUUCUUUGAAUUUCUAUCAGAAAUUUUUAGAUCAAAUUAUAAAAAAAUCUUUGGAAGAUCGAAAACACAACUGCAAUGAGAAUAGACGUAAAGUACGGAUAAAAUGAUAACUUUGGAGAACCUGAUAUACAUAUAUAUAUUCACUUGAACUGGAUACUUUUAAACAACUUGUUACAGGGGAGAAGGAGGGGGGCCUUUUUAUCUUAAAGUAUCUUCUGGAAAGAUGAUAAACCUAAAUUUUUCGAAUAAGCUAUAUUUUUGUGCUCAUGCUUAGACUCAAAAUGCAAAACUUUCUACACACACAACAUGAGAGCAGAGCCCAAAGAAUAGUAAAUUUUGAAGAAUUGCCUAAACCCUCAAAUGAAUCUUCUAUAUUGUAAUAUUGAACAACUGUGCACAUUGGCAUACACAAAUCAGCUAAGCAAAGAGUUUUUCAAACUUUGUAUGUUACGACAAUUUUUGUUAUUAAAUACUUUUUAUGAGAAGGACUUUGAAAUGGCGGGAUAUCCAAUUAUCUCUGGACCCAUGCUUGAGAUGUGUAAUUACAUAAUAAUUCAUGUGAUACGGCAAGAGAGAGUCUGUCACAAGUGGUACACUAUUGUUACAAUAUUUGAAUUCUUUUAUGCAAUUUCACCUUUCGAUGUAUGUCGAAUGUAAUCUGAGAUCAGUACUUAGUAUUUACACAUGCAAUUCUAGCUGAUAAACUGUUGAAGAGCCAAAAUGCAUCUAGCAAUUGUGUGUGCAAAUCUGAAUCUUUCAUUCCAUUAUUAAGAUUGGAUUAUUAUUAUGAUUCAUAUUACAUUAUCAAAAUGUUUGGUUCUGCAAAUUAGUGUAUAUCUGGCACCAUAUGAACUCUCCCGAUAUGAAAGAAACUGUAAUUUUUAUUGAAUAAUAUUGAAAAAAAACAAAAACAAAGCAAUGAACCACUUGUGCCAGUGAUGACAAGGAUUUCAGAAGAACAGAAAAACUACACCCUAGUCGUGUAAAUAUGA